AUUUAGCAGACAGAGCCCCGUGAGACCCGGAAGCAGUCUGUCCGCCCCAUCCAACACGUGUGUCCCGUUUCCUGUGUCAGACACACCGGGCAGAGCAGGCAGUGACUCGGACAUGGGGGCCAGGAUCAGCCGCGUCUUCCGGGACUUCAACAUUGAAAACCGGGCACACCGGCUCAUCGGCAAGGACAAGGUCCGGGCGGCCCCUCCGCACCCCGGCACCAGGGAGGCUCAGCAAGCCCAGAUAGAGAAACAUCCAGAAAUACAGGAGGCAGUUUACAAAAAAGAUGAUAAACUCCUUUUGCGGUUGAAAGAAGUUUAUGUUGACUCUACAGAUCCUUCACUCCAGGUGAAGAGUGAAGAUGAGCCAUUGUCGGUUCAAGAGGAAUUCAGACUUCCUAAACUAACCAUGGGAAGCAAUCAGUUUUCUGUUGUGGAUGUGAAAGACAUUCCUAAGGGAAAGAUUUCUAUACUGGAGGCACUGACAGCUCUCCACAAUCACAAACAAAAUCCCCAAAUCUGGACCUCAGAAAAAAUAGCAAAGGAAUAUAACUUGGACAUUAAGGACUGCCAGUCUCUAUUGGAAUAUUUUAUUCCUUUUGAUAUGAAAAUCUUUCCACGACAAGACACCAAAGAUGUAACAGAAACAUGAUGAUGUUGUGUUUUCCCAUGUUUAUUUUUAAACAUUACUACAUGUACAGAAUAAUAUGAACCUAAAAUUA
This is a messenger RNA of Pelobates fuscus (common spadefoot toad), 719 nucleotides long. It is a transcript of the gene NDUFAF4, whose product is annotated as NADH:ubiquinone oxidoreductase complex assembly factor 4. Lineage: Eukaryota; Metazoa; Chordata; Amphibia; Anura; Pelobatidae. Gene Ontology annotation, biological process: mitochondrial respiratory chain complex I assembly. The coding region runs from base 113 to 649 and encodes 178 amino acids. Gene Ontology annotation, cellular component: mitochondrion. The record is from RefSeq and is a predicted model, not a curated record. The transcript has 3 exons.